Molecule: messenger RNA, 2112 nt
Organism: Fulvia fulva
Lineage: Eukaryota; Fungi; Ascomycota; Dothideomycetes; Mycosphaerellales; Mycosphaerellaceae
Product: Major facilitator superfamily multidrug transporter mfsB
Exons: 1
Coding region: 1-2112 (703 amino acids)
Biological process (GO): transmembrane transport
Molecular function (GO): transmembrane transporter activity
Source: RefSeq, a predicted model, not a curated record
AUGCAAUCACACGCACGAUCAUCAUCCCUAGGGCAGAGGGGUGGCAUCGCACACCAGCGCAACACAUCCAGACAGCUUGCCUACGUCAGAACUCGCUUGGGCUCUGAUGCACACGAAGCUGCUGGGAGCACUGCGCCUGCAGCCCCUCUGCCGCGUCGCACGUCCAAGCAACACGAGGCCGGCAAGCCGUUGAUCAACGGCAGUGCGGCGGACAGCGGCGCACACGACCCGUACUCCCACCACAGAACACCCUCGCCUACGAAAGAGAGCUCCAACUGGAACCCCGCUGCUGUCGAAAAUGGCCCACUACACUCGCGCCAGUCCCUCGCGCACAACCCAAUGCUCCCGCCAGGCGCAUCGACACCGCUCGAAUCGCCGACAACCACACAACAGGGCCACCCCAUAGUCAAACUUCCUCCCCCGCCGCCGACAUGGUCGAACAUGCCCAACAAGGGCCAACUGGCCAUCCUCGCACUUUCCCGAUUCGUCGAUUUCUUCCAGAUGGCUGCUCUGCAGACAUUCAUGGUGCACCAGCUGAAGAGCUUCGACCCUGAGGCAUCCGAUGUCACGAUAUCGCAUCAAGCCGGCACACUGCAGGGCGCUUUCACAGCCGCGCAAAUCAUCACUAGCAUACUAUGGGGCAGAGCGGCGGAUCAACCUAUGCUAGGAAGGAAGACAGUACUCAACAUCGGCUUGGUCGGCACAGGCAUUGGCUGCAUAGGAAUGGGAUUCAGCAGGACAUAUGGACAAGCCGUCUUCUGGCGAUUGAUAAGUGGUGCGAUCAAUGGAACAGUAGGCUCGGCACGAACAAUGGUGGCAGAGAUCACACCGAAGCCAUGGCACCCUCGAGCUUUCCUGCUCCUGCCCGCGGCGUUCAACGUCGCAAACGUGGCAGGCCCGAUCUUAGCCGGUCUGUUCGCAGAUCCGACAGUGAACUUGCCACAGUACUUUGGGCCGAACAGCACAUUUGGUGGUGUGGAAGGUGUGGUGUGGAUGAAAGCCUACCCGUACGCGGUGGCCAACCUGAUGAGCACAGUCCUGCUCUUCGCAGAGGCGAUACUGGUGCACUACGGUCUGCAGGAAACCUUGAAAGGCAAGCGACCGAUGGACAUCUCCAAGUUCGACCCGGUGGCGCUGGUGAGGUCAAUGUACCGCGAAGCCAUGCGGAUGAAGAAUUCAGGAUAUCGAAUGCUGCAGGAGAGUCAGCGGCAAGGUCUACUAUCUGGAGAAGAAACCAGAAGGUCCGUAGAGAUGGAUCGAUUGACCGCGAACGGAGAGAGAGAGCAACAACGACCAUUCCAGAGGCUGCCAUUCCGCCGCAUCUGGACUCCAAACGUGCUUUGGACAUUACUGAGUAUAGCCAUCUUCGACUUCCACAUGGGCGCCUUUGCGAACCUGUGGAUCCUGUUUCUCGCCACACCACGCGAGUUCGUCGGCGACGAUCAAUUGGUGGACGCACCGGUCAAGCGAGAUGGCGAAGGCAUACUCGCUAGGAGCGUGUUCAAAUUCGCAUCUGGCCUUGCCUUCCCACCUCCCACCAUUGGGUUCGCCAUGGCGAUUAUCGGUUUCAUCGGCGUUGCACUGCAGUUCAUAUUAUACCCCUGGGCCAACGGCAAGUUCGGCCUUAUGCGUUGCUUUCGAGGAUCUCUAUUCUUCUUUCCGAUGGCUUACUACUUGGCGCCUUACCUUGCGCUGCUGCCGUCAAAUUCUGCACCACCAGCACCAGCCAGCGGUGUCACCAUCUGGGUCGGCAUCAGCGCGGUGCUCUUCCUGCAGGUGGCAGCGAGGACGUUUGCGCUGCCGGCAUCUAUCAUUUUGCUGAACAACAGCUCGCCCCAUCCUAGCGUUCUGGCCACGAUCCAUGGUAUCGGAAAUGCUUGCUCGGCGACUUUCCGUACCAUCGGGCCAAUGCUGGCUGGAUAUUGGUACGGCAUAUGGACUGAGCGCGGCAUCGUGGGCAUGUCGUGGUGGAUUGUGGCAAGUGUAGCGUCCAUUGGAUGUAUCGCCAGCUUCAAGGUUCGGAAUGGCAGUGGACAUGAGAUCUUCCUUCCUGGCGAAGACGAUGAGAUGAAGCAAGGCCAGACUGGCGGGGGUAGUGGAGAUGGGAGGUAG